AUGAGUCCAAUGACGUCUUUGAUGAGUUCAAGUAUGAGGCACUUCGGUGAGAAGCCAAGAAGAAGGGACAAAACAGCAUGCUCGGCAUGGAUGCCCUGCAGCACCUAUUUCGAGCUCGUAAUCCCAUUGUAUUACAGGAUGGGAAAGAAGCUACGCAGGAUUGUGCAGACCAUUGAGAUACUGGUCACCGAGAUGAAUGCAUUUGGUUUCAGACACCUGCAGCAAGCACCACCAUCAAGGCAGUGGCGAGAGACAGAUCAUGUAAUUGAUGACUCCGACAAGGAUAUUGUUAGCAGAUCUAGAGACCAGGAGAGGAAGGAAAUCAUGAGGAAACUACUUGAUGACGCUAGCAACAUGGAUCUCAUGGUUCUUCCUAUUGUCGGGCCAGGCGGGAUGGGCAAAACCACCUUUGUCCAACUCAUUUAUAAUGAGCCAGCAAUCGAAAAGCAUUUUGAGCUUCGGAGGUGGUGCUGUGUAUCAGAUGAUUUUUAUGUCAGUACCAUUGCAAGCAACAUCAGCCAGACCAAUGAGAAAAAUCGUGAAAAAGCAUUGAAGGAUCUCCAGAGUGUAAUAAGUGGAAAGAGGUACCUCAUUGUGUUAGAUGAUGUAUGGAAUCGGGAUGCUGAUAAGUGGGGAAAACUAAAGACCUGCCUUAAGCAGGGUGGCAAGGGCAGUGCAGUACUGACUACAACUCGUGAUUCAAAAGUGGCUGAAAUUAUGACCAUGGGUGUGGUUGAAGCCCAUAAUAUUGAAAAGCUGACUGAUGAGUAUUUGAGGGAAAUUAUCCAGAGUAGAGCAUUCAGCUUGCAAAAUCCAAAUAGUGAUGAGCUGGAAGGCAUUGUUGGUAGUAUAGUUGGCCGUUGUGCUGGUUCUCCUUUGGCUGCCAAAGCCUUUGGCUCUAUGAUGGGCACUAAGACUAGUACGAACGAAUGGAAGGAUAUAUUGGCCAAAAGUAACAUUUCUAAUGAGAGGACUGGAAUUUUACCGAUACUCAAGCUCAGUUUUGAUGAACUACCAUCACAUAUGAAGCAGUGCUUUGCAUUUUGUGCUAUAUUUCCCAAAGAUUACGAGAUCAAUGUAGAUCUCUUGAUUCAGCUGUGGAUGUCACAUGACUUUAUACCUGUGCAAGAUGACGCCCAACCAGAAACUGUAGCAGCACAAAUUUUCAAGGAGCUUACUUGGAGGUCAUUCUUUCAAGAUGUCAAGCAAACUCUUCCAAUUAAUCACAUCUUCGGGACAAGGUUGUCUCUUCGUAAGCGAACCAUAUGCAAGAUACAUGAUCUUAUGCACGACGUUGCUCUAUCUGUUAUGGGGAAAGAAUGUGUCACUAUAGUAGAUAAGCCAAGCAUUAAGAAGUUAUUUCCAAAUCCUGCUCGCCAUGUCUUCUUGUCAGAAUAUGCCACAGAGGUACUUGGGUCGAACAGACAUCAUGAUUUAUCUCUGUUGGAUGAAUUUUUGAAGAAACAAUCUCCAAUGCUCCAGACUUUGUUUUUUGAAGAUUAUGAUUACUUGGAUAUAUCAAACUACACUUCACUGCGAGCACUACACCUUCCUGCAAAUGUAUACCUUCCAGGGCAGAUACACCUUCCAGGAAAGAUACAGCAUCUAAGGUAUCUUAAUCUGUCAGGAAAUCGGGAGCUGAAGAAACUCCCUGAAGAUUUAAGCAUUAUGUAUAAUCUACAGACACUGAACGUUUCUCAUUGCCAAAACUUUGUCAGCUUCCAAAGAGUCACUUCUCUACAGACUCUAUCAUAUUUUGGUGUCAGUGCUAGGCCAGGCUGCAGUACUAUUGGAGAACUUCGAAAUUUAAACCUUGGUGGAGAGUUAGAGUUAAGUGGUUUGGAAAAUGUAACAGAAGCACUUGCAAAAGGAGCCAGUCUUGGAAAUAAAGAGAAACUCACACACUUAUCUUUCAAGUGGAAUGAUGAUGCCCCUGAAAAACCAGAUUGUCAUAAGAAGGUGUUAGAUGCCCUUAAACCUCAUGUCGGUCUACAGAUGCUAAUGAUAGUUAACUAUAAGGGCACCGGUUUACCAUCAUGGAUAAUCAAUCAUAGUCUGUUGCAACACUUGACUGAGCUUCAGCUGCUUGGUUUUAUGUUGUGUGAGGAAUUUCCUGAAUUUUGUCAUUUCAAAUCUCUUCAAGUUCUUUACUUGGAGAAGUUAUACAAAUUGCAAAGCUUGGCAUCCACAGCAUUUCCAAAACUGAAGGAACUCCAGUUACAUGACAUGAAGAGCUUGGAGAGAUGGGUGGCAACAGAAGGAAAGGAAGAUGAACUAACCUUUCCUGUACUUGAGGAGGUUGAUAUUAAAAACUGUCCGAAGUUGACUAGUUUCCCUGAAGCACCAAAGCUAAAGGUCUUAAAGUUGGAUGAAGACAAGGCGCUGCUCUCCUUAGCAAUAAUGAAACCGAGGCAUGUGUCCUCACUGUCCAAGCUACAACUGUCUAUCCAGGACACAGAAGCAAAACCACCUCAGAUAGAUCAGAACCAUGUGUCAUCUCUGUCAGCACUCGGGUUGCAGGGCUGCAACCUUUUCUUUUCAAGUCCAUCACAGCCAACAUUUGGGGUUUGGAAAUGGUUUGUACAACUUGUGGAUCUGGUGAUUCAAAACUGCGAUGUGCUAAUGUACUGGCCAGAAAAAGUGUUUGAAUGCUUCGUAUCCUUGAAGGAGUUGGAGAUUUGUGACUGUAACAAAUUAAUAGGGUCCACACAGGUGAAAGGUGGUGCACAUACAGAAACAGUGGGCCAAGUCCUGCCACAGCUAAACAGCAUAACCAUAUGGGAUUGUGAAAGCUUGACAGAGGUCUUCAUUCUUCCCCCACCUCUCAGAAUGAUUUUUAUUCUCCGAUGCCCGUGA
Molecule: messenger RNA, 2856 nt
Organism: Miscanthus lutarioriparius
Lineage: Eukaryota; Viridiplantae; Streptophyta; Magnoliopsida; Poales; Poaceae
Source: the annotation of a GenBank genome assembly